This is a messenger RNA of Stomoxys calcitrans (stable fly), 432 nucleotides long. Its product is annotated as larval/pupal cuticle protein H1C-like. The transcript has 3 exons. The annotation marks the transcript as partial. NCBI's taxonomy places the organism in Eukaryota, Metazoa, Arthropoda, Insecta, Diptera, Muscidae. The record is from RefSeq and is a predicted model, not a curated record.
GCUAUGCUAAGUAUGGUCUGUGUUUUUCCGUUGGCUACCACUGUCUCUGCUGGUCUCCUUGAAACCCAUCAUGUGGUACAUGAGCCUGUGGUAGCCAAAGUUGGCCAUGUUGUCCAUUCUGCUCCUUCCGCCGUAUCACACCAGAGCAUCACCCAAGUCCAUAGCAAAGCUGUUGUACAACCUGUCUACACGCCCAUCGUUAAGACCACCGUUCAUGCUGUCCCCAUUGUAAAGACUGUGCAUCAUGUUGCGCCUGUGGUCAAGACUGUCCAUACUCCCGUAGUGCACCAUGUUGCCCCAGUGGUAAAGACCGUUCACACUCCAGUCGUCCAUCAUGUUGCUCCUGUGGUAAAGACUGUCCACACUCCAAUUGUUCAUCGUGCUACUCCUGUUGUUCAUGCUAUUCCAGUGCCACUGUUGCAUCAUCAUUAA